Aspergillus aculeatus ATCC 16872 is the source of this 3681-nucleotide messenger RNA. Its product is annotated as hybrid sensor histidine kinase/response regulator. Gene Ontology annotation, molecular function: phosphorelay sensor kinase activity; histidine phosphotransfer kinase activity. NCBI's taxonomy places the organism in Eukaryota, Fungi, Ascomycota, Eurotiomycetes, Eurotiales, Aspergillaceae. Gene Ontology annotation, biological process: protein autophosphorylation; phosphorelay signal transduction system. The record is from RefSeq and is a predicted model, not a curated record. The transcript has 5 exons. Bases 1 to 3681 code for a protein of 1226 amino acids.
AUGACCUCUCCUCCCCCCAAGAAACCCCCCGCCGGUGGGCGCACUGGCCACUUUGACGGAGAGGGCACGACAACGACGCCGGAUCCUGCGCCGGACCAUGGUGCUGGCCGUCGAGCCCGUGAAGUGUAUAGUAUCUUCCACCCACAGAGCCUCAUUUCGCCCAUCGAGGAAGAGGCUGAGCCGACAUCGCCACUCCCUCCGGGCCAAAGUACCCCGAGUACCCCGCAUCAUGGGGGUGGGAGCUCCCAGCAUUACUCUUCUGUUGCUUCCCCCGCAGGCUCUCCCCACCUGCACGCAGUAGACACCGAGUAUACUGUCCCUUUGGUGCUCGAGCCACAUCUGAGCCACCACAACGAGACCUUGACCUCCUUCGCCCAGUUGGCUGCUUUGCGGCUGGAUGUUGAGCGCGUGCUCAUUAGCGUCUCCGAUCAGGACUCGCAGUUUAUCAUCGCGCAAGCCGCACAAACAAACCAGGGUGAUCUGGAUCUGCAGGACCUGGGUGAUGGAGUGUGGAAUGGGAAUUCCAGGCUCUCUCUCGAUGAGUGGAUCAUGUGCAGGGAUACGCUGGACCUCCCGCCCUCCAACCGGGAGAAGGGCACCUCCUCGUUCAUCGAGGUCAACGACCUCAGCACCGACGAGCGGUACAAGAAUCUCCCGUUCGUCCGCGGGGAUCCCGGCUUUCGCUUCUACGCCGGCACGCCGCUGACCGCGGACACGAAGAUUAACAUCGGCUCGAUCUUCGUGCUGGACAAGAAGCCCCACCCGACGGGGUUGACCACGCUCGAGAAGAACGCCUUGGUGACCGUGGGCGCCCUGGUCAGCGAGUAUCUCGCCGUCAGCCGACAAGCCACCGACGGGCGACGCGCAGCCCGGCUCUCCCGCGCCCUGAAUUACUUUGUCGAAGGCAGUUCGGAGAUCGGGGAGCGGGCAUCGACGGCCCCCAGCACACCCGCCGCCAUGGGCUCUGGCUCGAUGUCGUGGUCGCCACCACCACCAACGCUGUCUAACCGAUCCGCUCUGCGCUCCGCUGAGUCCCCAUCCGUGAAGAACAGCGAGACACGCUCGCAUCGGUCACGCAGCUCCCGCGGGACGUGGAGCCAGGGCGUUCGAUCUUCGGGGGCUCGAUCUACGUCGCGCGACAGGCGCGGGUCUGCGAUGUCGAGAUCCGAGACCAGCACGGGUUGCACGCCGGGGGCCUCGUCGUCAGGGGAUUCGUGGAUGUUCCAGCGGGCGGCGAACUUGAUCCGGCAGAGCCUGGAGCUGGGCACCGACGGUGGUGUGAUCUUCCUCCGCGCCGAUUCCCAUCUCCUCCACGAAACCAAAUGGCGCAGCAGCAAUAACGUCGGCGAGAAAACCCCGCGCGAACCGACUCUGCCCCAUGUGCUGGCGGCGUCGACCGCGCACGAGCCCUUCGCCCCUCGCCCCGGCUCCAAGAACACGACGCAGUAUCCCGCCUCGGAAUUGAAUGUCGAGUUCCUGCACCAGUUGUUGGACCGCUAUCGCCACGGCAGACUGUGGUCCUUCCACCGGGACGGACUGCUCUCCAGCUCCGAUGACGACCGACCCUCGCCCGCGCGCACCGACUCCCAGCAGAGCAUCGACGAGUCGCGGGUGCAGAAGGCCUCAGAAAACUCGACCCUGAACCGCUAUUUCCCCGGCGCCACGCAGGUGCUGUUCGUGCCCCUGUGGAACGCGGCGGACUCGCAGUGGUUCGCCGGCUGUUUCUGCUGGAACAUGCUGGAGACGCGCGUGUUCAACCCGGCCGUCGAGCUGAGCUCUAUGCUGGGAUUCGGUUCCUCCAUCAUGGCCGAAUACAUUCGCAUGCAGUCGGUGGCGGCAGACAGGCAGAAAAAUCAUUUCAUUGGUAGUAUCUCGCAUGAACUACGCAGUCCCCUGCACGGAAUUAUGGCCGCCGGCGAAUUCCUGCAGGGCACCCGACUGGACGAGUUCCAGCGCUCCUUGCUGGACACCAUCUCCAAUUGCGGCCGUACCCUGCUCGACACCAUGAACCAGGUGCUGGAUUAUAGUAAAACCGUCUCGUCGGAGCGCGGCCGUGCCCACGCCAAGCGCCGCAGCGCGAAGAGAACCGGCUCCGGUGCCUCUUCGUUACUGGACACUUCCGUGGCGACAGACCUAAGUGCCCUGGCUGAGGAAGUCGUGGAAGGCGUGUAUCUGGGCCAUGCGUAUGGGCAACGAUCCACCGCCCCGUCGGACUGCCCGGAGAAUAUGGCGCAGAAGUCGCUGGUGGACGCGUCGCACCCGAUCCAAGAGAAGCUGGCUGUGGAAGUGGUGCUGGAUAUCGCGCAACACAAUUGGGUAUACCAGACCCAUCCUGGCGCGCUGCGGCGCAUCAUCAUGAAUCUCGUGGGAAAUGCCCUGAAAUACACCGAGGCCGGCAAGGUAUCCUUGGAGAUGGACGUGAUUGAGGCGGCGCCCCGGAAGGCGGGCGCUGCUGCCAAAGCCGGGGAAACGCUGGUGCUGACGGUCUCCGACACGGGCAAGGGCAUCUCCGAAGAGUUUUUGCGUAAUCGACUCUACACCCCAUUCGCGCAGGAAGAUCCGUUGGCCGUGGGCACUGGCUUGGGGCUGUCCAUCGUGCGCAGUUUACUGAAGUCCCUCGAAGGCGACAUCACAUUCGACAGUCGCGCAGGCGAAGGGACCACUGUCAAAGUCACCAUGCCUCUGACUCGACCCGGUCUCGAGGACGCUUCUCUCGAUCGCGAUCUCCAGAAUUUGAUGAUACAAGGAAGCAAGAGCUCCGGACCGAUUGGAAAGCAUGCCGGGCGACGAGCAAGUAUUCUUCUCGAAGGAGACCCGGACGAUAUUUCGUCGUCCCCGCGAUGGACGAUCAUCAGCCGCUACCUUGUCGGCUGGUUCGGGAUUGAGCUCGUGCCGCACGAUUCCGACUCGCCCGUCGACUUCAUGCUUGUGGAUGAAACCACCACCGUUCCAAUCGAAACAGAGACCGUUCUCCUCCCGAUAAUCGUCGUAUGGGACCCAUCAACAUCUCCAUCGAAACCUCUUCCCGGCUGGCUGUCGUCGGCGCCGACCGUGAACUUUGUCCGUCUGCCGUGCGGGCCAUGGAAGCUGGCGGCUGCCAUUGAGCGCUGCUUGAACCAACAGUCGGAGGCAACGUCCGUCGGACUUCAGUCGAGGGCAUUACCUGUUGGACACGACAACCGACAUUCAGCUGCCGCCGCAGCCGCUACACAAUCACAACCCUCACUGUGCCCCCAAUGCCAGAGCGCAUCCACACAGCAGGAUGCGGUAAUCGAAAGAACCGCGCGAGGCCCACGAGUCCUAGUGGUGGAAGACAACCCAAUCAAUCGCAACCUCAUUCUGACAUUCCUGAAGAAACGGAACCUGGCUGCGCUCGAGUCGGCCGAAAACGGCAAGCGCGCCGUCGAAGCGGUCGAGCAGGAGAAACAUGGCUACGACCUGAUCUUCAUGGAUAUUUCCAUGCCAUUGAUGAACGGCUUCGAAGCCACACGCGCCAUCCGCGCCCUAGAACGGGAGCGGGACAGCGGCGUCACCGCCAAGAUCAUUGCUUUGACCGGCCUCAGCAGUGCGCAGGAUGAAACCGAGGCGUUGAACUCCGGGAUGGAUAUGUUCGUUACCAAGCCAUUCUCGUUCGAGAAGCUGUCCGAAUACCUGGAGAAGUGGGAGCAGAAUAAGUUAUGA